AAACCUCUUCUUCUAUCUUCCUUUUACCAAAUCCGCCAUUAUCACCACCACAGGAGAGAGAGAGAGAACUUACUCAAAGAGAAGAGAUCCUUCUGUCUUCUGAUAUAAAAAACCCUAGAUUCCUUCUCUAAAACCCACAUCGAAUCUUCUUCACCCAGAAUACAACAAUGCUCCAACCUCUCUCCUCCUCCUCCUCUGUUUUCUCCACUUUCUUGGCUUAAAGGAAUCGUCUUUUUUGGGGAAAGAAUCAGAAGAAAGCUUCCAUUUUUAAAAAAUUCAAUCGCAUUUGCUUGAUAUGGAACUGGGUAAAUCUCGAUUGUACUUGCGCAAUUGCUUUACUCCUUGUAGAUUCUCAGAUUAUUCUUUAGCUGGAAGUGAUUAUCCAGACGCCAUAUCCAUGACUUUGAAUUGUAGUAUUCACAAACCUUCUUCUUCUUCUUCUUUCGUUUCUUCUCUCAUCAUCAUCGUCUCUGAAGAUUCUUCUUCUUGUUUAUAAAACUUCAAUCUUUUUCCAAAUCUCGAUACGAAAUUUUUCAUCUUUGAAAAAAAAAACCUUUCUCUGUUUCGUCUCUCUCUCCCCAUCAAAGAAACAAAAAUGUUGUGUGGAUCAUCUUCGUUUGCUCUUUUGGGCUCUGCUUCAGCUAUGAUGACUAUGACGGCGUCUUCUUCACCAGCUUCCAGAUUUGUUGGAUUUGGUCAUCAUACUACUACUCUCAGGUAUGAUCAUGAUCAACGUCGUCGUCCUUGUUCUUGGACUGGAAUUGAAAAGAAGAUCCCUUUUCCUCGGAAUAGGACUGCCUCAGCUUCUUCUGCUUACCCUCUCUUUCUCUGUCAGCUUAAUAAAGACUCACCAAGACCCAAAACUUACCAAGAGGUCACUAAGUCAGCCAGAGAAAUGUUUGCUCGAGAGAUCUCUAUCCAAUCGAAAGACAGUGAAAUUUCGAUUGCAAAGGUUCUGUUCUACAUUGCUGCUGAAGAUGAAGCCUACAUGGCUUUUAACCGAAAGAGGGACGCUCAGUCACUCAUGAACGAGAGGGAAAGUGUCCAAGAUCAAUCUGAUUCAAGUGAGUCAGAUUCUGAGGAGCUAUUGCAGUUAGAUGAAAAGAGUGUAUCUGACUGGUUGAGUAAAAUAGAUGCAAUUGCCAAAGACGUAGAGGCAGAAUUAGUCUCACGAGACAUCGGCUGCCACAUGGUACAAGUUCUUGAAGCUGUAAAUGCAGUUCUUUUCGGUUUGAGAGGCUUCAAGAGGACAUCUAUUACUUUAGACCCAGAACACUACUACCUUCACUCUGUACUUAACUGUAGAAGCAGCACUGCAUUUCUGAUUAGUGUAAUAUACAUUGAAGUUUGUAAGCGCCUCGAUGUGCCAAUUGUUGGAUCUCCUGUUGGGGAAGAUUUUCUGAUUUGGCCUAAAACGGAGUAUCCUGAGGAACUCUUUAAAGUAACUUCAGGACAGAGCUUGUUCUCUAUUGUCAAUGGAAGCUGCGUUGAUGAUCCUGGAUCAAUGGCAUCAGACUUAACCGCAAAGUCACUUAAAGACCUCGACAUCGCAACAAACAGAGACAUUAUUGGGAUUGCUCUUGCCAAUUUGAUUAGACUUCACUGGAGACGUGCGACGAAGUCAUCCCCUGGACUAAUGCUGACUUCUCCUCUUAGUCAACUUAACAACAUCAGUAGUUCUAAUUGCCCAUUACUGCGGCCUCAAGAGCUUAGGUUGGCUAUAGCGGCUGCAGAAAGGUUGUUGAUUUUGCAACCUCAUAACUGGGUACUUCGCAGAGACCUUGGUAUGAUGCUGUACUACGAAAGGCAAUAUGGAGAGGCGGUACAAGAGCUGAGCAUAUGUUUGGCCUUUGUUCCUCCUGAAGAAGAAGCUGUGUUGAAACCAUUUGUAGAGAGACUACAUCUCCUUCGUCUAAUAUCUUCAUUGAAGCCUCUUGGCUCUGAUCGCUUGACCGUUCCUUGACUUCUCUCUCUCUCUCACUGUCUCUACUCCACUUUGUAAAUACGCUCUCUUUCUUUCUCUGUUUCUUUGUUGUGUUGGAAGAACCUUUGUAAGGACUAAGGAGAGAAGACAUGGAAGUGGAACCCUUGUUGUUGUAACUCUUUACCUUUUCUAUGAUCAUAUCUAAUGGAUUUGGGGCUCCGACUAAAAA
Messenger RNA from Camelina sativa (false flax), 2153 nucleotides. RefSeq lists its product as uncharacterized. The record is from RefSeq and is a predicted model, not a curated record. Gene Ontology annotation, molecular function: protein binding. NCBI's taxonomy places the organism in Eukaryota, Viridiplantae, Streptophyta, Magnoliopsida, Brassicales, Brassicaceae.